Messenger RNA from Mesocricetus auratus (golden hamster), 562 nucleotides. Its product is annotated as cytochrome c oxidase assembly protein COX14. Gene Ontology annotation, cellular component: mitochondrion. Bases 149 to 322 code for a protein of 57 amino acids. The transcript has 2 exons. Gene Ontology annotation, biological process: mitochondrial respiratory chain complex IV assembly. The record is from RefSeq and is a predicted model, not a curated record. Lineage: Eukaryota; Metazoa; Chordata; Mammalia; Rodentia; Cricetidae.
UUCACAGGAUUUGUGGGGGUCACGGCCAGGGCUCCGCACCAGAGACUGAGGUUGUCCGGGUGGUUUCUGCCGUGCGAAUCUAACUGCAAGUGGCAGACUGAGUAGGAAGCGUUCUGACGCGGCCGAGCUGCAACAUCCAGGACAAGACAUGCCAACUGCCAAGCAGCUAGCUGACAUUGGCUACAAGACCUUCUCUGCCUCCAUGAUGCUCCUCACUGUGUACGGGGGUUACCUCUGUAGCGUCCGAGCCUACCAUUAUUUCCAGCUGCGCAGUGCCCGGCGCCAGGCUGCAGAAGAACAGAAGACAUCAGGAGUCCUGUAGAGGUCAACCUUCCUGAGCUUCAAGGCUUGAGGCAUGUAAUGGAAAGACCUCCCCUGCACAUCAUCCUUGGCAAGGACUAGGGCCACGAUGGCUUUCAAACUGGCUGGGCUAACUUGCUGUGAAUUCUGUGGUCCUAUGGGUUUCUGCCAUUUUAACAGUUUGUGGAGGCUGUCAGAUAAACAGGAACGUGAGGAUGAAGUUUAUUACAGAGAUUAAAUAGUUUUCCUUGUUUGUGUCUUA